Messenger RNA from Cordyceps militaris CM01, 2739 nucleotides. RefSeq names its product lipolytic protein G-D-S-L family. Bases 1 to 2739 code for a protein of 912 amino acids. The transcript has 14 exons. The record is from RefSeq and is a predicted model, not a curated record. Gene Ontology annotation, molecular function: phosphatidylcholine lysophospholipase A1 activity. NCBI's taxonomy places the organism in Eukaryota, Fungi, Ascomycota, Sordariomycetes, Hypocreales, Cordycipitaceae.
AUGCGUCUGCGCUGGGCAGGCAUGGCCGCUGUGCUCCCCACGUCGUUGGCUCUUCCCGCUCCAGCCCCAGAUACCAGCAUCGUUCUGCAUUUUAAAGGGACUCCGGCGGGAAACCAGAUUGAAAAUGGCCGUGAGCUGCGCAUAUUGCCCGUAGGAGACUCCAUUACCGUCGGCUAUGGAAGUGACGAGGGCGGAGACGGCGACGGCUACCGGCGCAAGCUGCGCGACGACUUGUCUGGGAACAAGGUUAUUUUCGCCGGCACGGAAACCACUGGUACCAUGGAGGAUGGAUACUUUGCAGCAUGGAGCGGCAAGACAAUUCAGUUUAUAUCGGACCAUGUCGAACCAUCACUCGAUCAGCGACCGAAUGUCGUUUUGCUCGCCGCCGGCACAAACGACAUGAACCCCAACCCAUCCAUCUCCACCGAAGGCAACGACCCCGUGCAGGCCGCUCUCCGGCUCGGCAGACUCGUCGACAAGAUCAUCACCAAAUAUCCCGGCGCCGUCCUCCUGGUUGCCGUCAUCACCGACACCUGCGACCCGGCGCAAGCGCCGGGCACGCGGCAGUUCCAGAAGCUGGUCCCGCGCGUCGUUCAGCAGCGCCGGGACGCCGGCCACCGCGUCCUCGCCGUCGACUUUACCAGCUUUGUCCGCGACAACGGCAAGGAGGUGCUACGCGACUGCAUACAUCCUACGAACAGCGGGUACUGGCUUAUGGGCGACUACUGGUACGACUUCUUGACGCAGGUGCCCGGCGGCUGGAUCCAGCCGCCGGUCGGCGGGGACCCGCAGCGGCCGGCGCUCGACGACCCCGGCUUGAACGGCGGCAUCGAGCGUCAUGUUCCGCCGCCAGACUUUGGACAGAGUCCGGUUGAUUCGAGACCGGAGGGGCGCUACAAGGACGUCCGGGACUGGGCUGUGGCCGGCCCGGCUAAGUGCGGCUCGAAGCCGGCGUGGAGAGCAACGGGGAAGAUUGCGCAUGGCCUUGGGCGAAAUGGGGACUGGAAAUUCCACAAGAACUGGACACAAGUGGACGAUAUUGCUGCUGGUUUUGGUCUGGACGGGGCGCAUGUCCGGCUACACGAUAUGAAUGGCGACGAUUACGUCUGGAUUGACCCAAACACGGGAGAAAUUCGAUGCUGGCUGAACAACCUCCCCAAGCCCUGGAGUCCCGCCGGGACCAACAACAGCAUCAUCGGCAGCGGCGCCGGCCGCGGAGAGACAGUCUACCUCGCAGAUAUGAACGGCGACGGGAUGGACGACUACCUCAUCGUGAAUCCUAGAAACGGCGCCGUCCGCGUCUUCUGGAACCACGGCCCGGACAGCCGCUGGGCCAACGGGUGGAAGUUUGUCGACGGCGGCGUCAUCGCCGCGGGCGUGCCGCACGCCAAUCUCGCGACGCUCCGGUUCCCCGACAUCAACGGCGACGGCCGCGCCGACUACGUCUACAUCGGCCAGGGCGGGUCGCUCGUGCACUGGCUCAACGUCGGCUCCGUGGGCGGGACGGACGUGGUCUGGCACAGCCAAAGGGGGAUAGCGACGGGCGUUGGUCUGGAGGACUUGUCGAGGCUCGUUUUUGCGGAUAUCAACGGGGACGGGCGAGACGACUACCUCGUUUAUGAUGACGACGGCGGGAUCUCUGGGUUCUUGAACCAGCGCACAAAUCGCGAAGGCGUGCCGCUUUUCAUUGACCAGGGUGGUGCCAGGUCGAUCAUGGAUGGCUUCGGGCAUGCGCCAAGCACACUUCGCCUAGCUGAUAUGGAUGGGGACGGCAAGGAUGACUACGUCUUCAUCGGCGACAACGGCUCCUUGUCCGUGUGGUACAAUCGCGGUACCAUCGACGACAGCAUGGCCAUUGACGGACUGCGAUUUGCCGACAUCACUGGAAGUCAAGGAAAGGAUUACGUCUGGGUUGAUCCAAAGAGCGGUGCCCCGAUCGUCUACUCCAAUAAUGGCGACUCAUGGAGUCCGGUCAACAACGGGCAUGCGAUUGCUGCCGGCGCGGCUCCGGGAAACCAGGUUGUUUUCGGCGACAUUGACGGGUACUCACCGUUCUGUGACGGAUAUGACGACUACUUGGUCCUUGAUCCUGAGACUGGGGCUCUGACAGCCCAUCUCCUUGUUCCAGGCGGAGGCGGCGAGAGCCAGUAUGGUGGCUACAUGUUCAAGCCCGUCGGCCAGAUCGCCAGCGGCCUCGGCCCGGGCAAGAAUGUCCGCAUUGCCGACAUUGACGGAGACGGCCGCGACGACUACAUUUACCUGUCCAGCACGGGGAAGACGACCAUCUACCGCAACAUGUACGGCCCCGACACCGGCCCCCACAACCGUUACUCGGCGCUGCCCGAAGCCGACGCGCUGGGCAUCGGCCAGCGCCCGGAAGAGAUUAGUUUCCACGACAUCAACGGGCAAGUUUCCUCCCCUCCUCUACCAACUGCUUUUGCGUUUCAUCCGCUGACCGAGAUUUUUUUCUUUUGUAGCGACGGCAAGGCAGACUACGUCUGGACGCGGCCGCUCGACGGGCAGGUCGAGGUCUGGCUCAACAUGUACCCGCAGCAGCCGGCGUGGAGGCACGUUGGCGUCGUCAAGGACGGUGUAGGGACGUCGGGCGCCAACGUGCGCUUCGCGGCGCUGACGGGGACGCGAAAGCAUCGGGGCAGCGGACGAGCGGACUACGUGGUGGCAGAUCCGAGCAGCGGCGCCUUUGCGGCGUGGCUUAACGGAUGCGAUGACAGAGCGUGA